AACACCAUCAAAUGAGGUCAAAGGUUGGAGUGAUGUUUGGACACUGCAGGUCACUGACCUUCAGUCCACACACACACACACACACACACACACACAUUGUCGUCCCAGUGUCUGCUCAGGAUGGCAUCUUCUGAUUGGCUGUUGCUUCUGAGCCUCUUGACGCUGGUCUCGGGCUCCCCCGACUUAGACAUCUGCGUCGCCAAACCCAAAGACCUCCCCCUAGAGCCGCGCUGUGUCUACCGCAGGCCCGAUGCCGACGCCCCAGAGGAGCCAACGGACGAGCCGGUUCCCGAGUCAACAAACCCGCGAGUGUGGGAACUGUCAAAGGCCAACGGACGCUUCGCUCUUUCCCUCUACCAGCAGUUGGCACUCAGUAGGAGCGCAGACAGCAACAUCUUCAUGUCCCCCCUCAGCGUGUCCACCGCAUUUGCCAUGACCAAACUGGGCGCUUGCGAGCGCACGCUGCAGCAGAUCAUGAAGGUGUUCGAGUUCGAUUCCAUCAAGGAGAAGACGUCGGACCAAGUGCACUUCUUCUUUGCCAAGCUCAACUGUCGUUUGUACAGGAAGAAGGACGCCACCACUGACUUGAUCGCCGCCAACCGACUCUUCGGGGACAAGUCGCUGCGCUUCAACACAACUUACCAGAACAUCAGUGAGGCUGUUUACGGCGCCAAGCUGCUGCCGCUCAACUUCAGGGACCACCCGGAACAAUCCCGCCAAACCAUCAACCAGUGGGUCGCCAACAAGACCGAAAACCGCAUCCAGGACACGCUGCCGCCGGGGGCCAUAGACGCCAACACGGUUCUGGUCCUGGUCAACACCAUCUACUUCAAGGGUCAAUGGGAGAAGAAGUUUGACAAGGACAAUGUCUACGUGGCGGACUUCCACGUGGAUGCCUCUCGCACAUGUUCUGUCCACAUGAUGUUCCAGGAGAACAAGUUCCGAUAUGCCCGUCUGCCUCAAGAACGCGUCCAACUGCUGGAGAUGCCGUACCGUGGCCGCGACAUCACCAUGGUGAUGGUGCUGCCGGGCCCGGAUGCCACCCUCACGCAGGUGGAGGCGGGGCUUGACCUGCCCACACUGAGCGGCUGGUUGGACAAGUUGGAGGAGACCAGCGUGUCCGUUCACGUCCCUCGCUUCCGAGUCGAGGACGGGGUGCGCCUCAAGGAGAAGCUGCAGAACCUGGGCCUGACACACCUGUUCAGUCCAGACCAGGCCAGCCUGCCAGGCAUGUUGGAGGACGACAGCGAUGGUGUUUACAUCUCGGACGCCUUCCAUAAAGCCUUCCUGGAGGUCAACGAGGAAGGCAGCGAGGCAGCUGCCGCUACUGCCGUGGUGGCCGUCGGUCGCUCCAUCAACUUGAAUCGGGAGAUCUUCAUGGCCAGUCGUCCCUUUUUGCUCUUCAUACGGGAGUCAUCCAUUAACACGCUGCUCUUUAUGGGCCGUAUGGCCGACCCCUGUCAUCUUUGACCCUGUUGCUCAAAACCUUCAUCAGUCACGAGACUGAAAUAUUUGACAGUCACAAUAAAGUCAUUUGAUGUGACUCAAACACUUAUCAUGGAUUCAUCUCAGCAUAAGAGAUUUCUAGAAGGUCAUGCCCCCCAAGCUAACAAUGACUGAGCGCUGGACGCUACAACCCCAAAAAUAAUGGAAUCACCAGUCUCGGAGGAUGUUCAAUCAGUUGUUUAAUUUUGUAGAGAAAAAAAAAGACAAAUCGCAGACAUGACACAAAACUAAAGUCAUUACAAAUGGCAACGUUCUGGCUUCAAGAAACACUAGAAGAAAUUAAGAAAAAAAAUGGUGGUGGUCAGUAGCAGUUACUUUCUAGACCAAGCAGAGGGAAAAAAUUAUGGAAUCACCCUGUAAAUUUUCAUUCCCAGAACUAACACCUACAUCAGGUAACAUUUGCGAGAGAUGUCACUUGAAACAAAGGAGAGGAUUAUCAAACCUCUUAAAGAAGGUAACACAAUGUUGCAAAAGACGUGACACGGGAAGGUUGUUAAAGGCAAGCAUGCUGGUAGACCAAGGAAGAUAUCAAAGUGUCAGGACAGACAGCUUAAAGCACUAUGUCUUGAAAACAGAAAAUGCACGGCAAAACAAACGAGGAACAAAUGGGAGGAACCUGGUGGAGUCAACGUCUGUGACCGAACUGUAAGAAAGCGCCUAAAGGAAAUGGAAUUUACAUACAGGAAAACUAAAUGAAAGCCAUCAUUAACACCUAAACAGAAAAAAACAACGGGCUAAGGAAAAGCAAUGAUGGACUGUGGAUGACUGGAUGAAAGUCAUUUUUCAGUGAUGAAUCGCAUAUCAGCUGCAUGUCAGGUAAAGGCACUGAGGAGAUGGCGGUCAUUACAUCUUCAAUGAACGCACAAGUUUACGUUGACAUUUUGGACACUUUUCUUAUCCCAUCAAUUGAAAGGAUGUUUGGGAAUGAUGGAAUCAUUUUUCAAGAUGAUAAUGCAUCUUGCCGUAGAGCAAA
Messenger RNA from Dunckerocampus dactyliophorus (ringed pipefish), 2479 nucleotides. It is a transcript of the gene serpinc1, whose product is annotated as serpin peptidase inhibitor, clade C (antithrombin), member 1. The transcript is spliced from 8 exons. Bases 121 to 1470 code for a protein of 449 amino acids. Gene Ontology annotation, molecular function: serine-type endopeptidase inhibitor activity. NCBI's taxonomy places the organism in Eukaryota, Metazoa, Chordata, Actinopteri, Syngnathiformes, Syngnathidae. The record is from RefSeq and is a predicted model, not a curated record.